Elaeis guineensis (African oil palm) is the source of this 2166-nucleotide messenger RNA. RefSeq names its product aspartic proteinase 36. Lineage: Eukaryota; Viridiplantae; Streptophyta; Magnoliopsida; Arecales; Arecaceae. Gene Ontology annotation, biological process: proteolysis. Gene Ontology annotation, molecular function: aspartic-type endopeptidase activity. The record is from RefSeq and is a predicted model, not a curated record.
GACUUCGUGUCUCGUCUCCUCGUUUGUUUCUGCCGUCUCCGGCCCUUGUUCCACCGAAAAGAACAGGAAGGAAAUAAUUCCUCUGAAAAAUAAAAUAAAAUAAAAUCCCUCCCUCCAAUCUUUUCUCUGCACGAUAUCUACUAAGAUGUAACGAUAGGGGAACAAAAAGAGAAGAACAAGAAGCCCCCUUGAUAAUAAAGGUUGGGAACAAAAAGAGCCUCUCAUGGAUCCACCAAAGAGACCCCUCUUCCUUUCCCUCCUCGUCUUCUUUUCCUUCGCCUCCCUCGCCCACGCCACCGGCGUCUUCCAUGUCCGCCACAAAUACCUCCACCGCAAGCGCGCCAUCGCCGAUCUCCGCGCCCAUGACGCCCGCCGCCACGGCCGGAUCCUCUCCGCCAUCGAUCUCCCCAUCGGCGGCGUCGGCCUCCCCACCGACACCGGUCUGUAUUUCGCGGAAAUCGGGAUCGGAACGCCUUCGAAGAACUAUUACGUCCAGGUCGACACCGGAAGCGACAUUCUGUGGGUGAAUUGCGCCACCUGCACCGCCUGCCCCAAGAAGAGCGAUAUCGGGAUAGAAUUGACAUUGUAUGACCCGAAGGGUUCCAAUAGCGCGACUCUGGUGUCGUGCGAUGAUAAUUUCUGCACUUCCAUGUAUGGGGGUGAGAUGCUGGACUGCUCGCCUGAUAAGCCAUGCGAAUACAGGAUCUUGUAUGGCGAUGGGAGUUCAACUGCUGGAUUCUUUGUCAAGGAUUUUGUGCAGUAUAACCAAGUCUCUGGUAAUCACCAAACAACACCAGCCAAUGCAAGUGUUUCAUUUGGGUGUAGUGCACAACAAUCUGGGGAUUUAGAUUCAUCCAGUGAAGCACUUGAUGGGAUUCUUGGUUUUGGGCAGUCAAACUCAUCCAUGAUCUCGCAACUAGCUGCUGCUGGAAAAGUGAGGAAGGUAUUCGCUCAUUGCUUAGAUACGGUAAAAGGAGGCGGAAUUUUUGCUAUAGGAAAUGUUGUGGAACCCAAAGUGAAAACAACACCAUUGAUACCCAAUAUGCCACAUUAUAAUGUCAAUCUCAAGGCAAUUGAGGUUGGUGGGGCUUUUCUACAGCUUCCAACUGAUUUGUUUGAAACUGGAGACAAAAAGGGAACAAUAAUUGAUAGUGGUACAACCUUAGCUUAUCUUCCAGAGGCAGCUUAUAAACAACUCAUGAAUGCGAUUUUCUCAUACAAGUCAAAUUUAAACUUCCGCACCAUUCAGGACUUUUUAUGUUUUGGAUAUACCGGAAGUGUGGAUGAUGGAUUUCCUGAUGUCGUCUUUCAUUUUGAGAACUCACUUUCAUUGAAUGUAUAUCCACAUGAUUAUCUUUUUCAAAAUGAGGAUGAUGUCUAUUGUGUUGGCUGGCAAAAUGGUGGAAUUCAGUCUAAGGAUGGGAAGGAUGUGUUUCUUUUGGGAGAUCUAGUCCUAUCGAACAAGUUAGUUCUGUAUGACCUCGAGGAUCAAGUUAUUGGUUGGACGGAAUACAAUUGUUCCUCAAGCAUCCAAAUAAAAGAUGACGAGACUGGAGCAAUUUAUAUAGUUGAUGCUCACAGAAUAUCUGCAGCUGGCGGAUUGGAGACUUUCUUCACCAGACAAACAAGAAGGUAGAGAAAGAAAAGAACUCUAGACUAUGAAGGCCCUAAAACAAUGAUAAUGCCCAUCUUUGACUCAGUAGGCAUGCUAUUAUCCCUGCAAGCACUGCUGACUCAGCAGUCAGAGCCUCAUCAGAACAUCAAACAGUAUCCAUCUCUUCAGUAUGUUGGUUGCAGAAUUGCAUAUUUCUAGGAACAGGAAGUGGUCUCUUAAACAAGGUGUUGGACGAAGGGAAUGGUGCUUGAUCAUUUGGUUGCAUCCUACAUGGAGAAGUGUUUGUUAUGGGCAUGUGUGCCGUGGAGCAGGAAUGUCUAGCUUUUCUAGGGUGCAAUCUUUUUUGAGGUGAUCAAGUCUUGAAGGCUAGAUGCAGAGAUUCCCUGAGAAGAAAACCUUGUAAACGUCCCAAGCAGUAGCUCCUAUUCAAGUAUCAGAUACUAACGAGCUUUCAUGCAUGUACACUGCAAGAAGAAUGUCUCCAACAGUACUUGAAGAGCAUUCUAUGAACAAUUAUUUGAAAGGGGAAUUUGACAACCUGUCCUUUGUUU